Messenger RNA from Aspergillus melleus, 1101 nucleotides. Its product is annotated as mRNA splicing protein PRP18. The record is from RefSeq and is a predicted model, not a curated record. Lineage: Eukaryota; Fungi; Ascomycota; Eurotiomycetes; Eurotiales; Aspergillaceae. The transcript has 2 exons. Gene Ontology annotation, cellular component: U4/U6 x U5 tri-snRNP complex; U5 snRNP; U2-type post-spliceosomal complex. Gene Ontology annotation, biological process: generation of catalytic spliceosome for second transesterification step; RNA splicing. Bases 1 to 1101 code for a protein of 366 amino acids.
AUGGAUUUCGCCGCCUUAAUGGCCAAAGAAAUCUCCAAGGCCAAACCCGAAAAGAAAGCCGACACCUCAUCCACCACCACCGCCCCAGAAAAGAAAUACAUGCGCCGCGCAGACAUCGAAGCCGCGCGCGUAACCGCCUACAAAGAAGAACAAGAGCGACUCCAACGCGAGCGCGAAGAACGUCAAACCCAGAAACGCAAACACGAAGAAGAAGAAGCCGAGCGGCGGCUGCAGCGCGAAGAAAAGAAGCGCCGACUGGCUGAGGAGUCUCGGAAGCGGCGCGAGGAAGAAGAGGCGGAGCAGGAGCGACAACGGCGGAAGAGGUUGGGUUUGCCGGAGUUACCACCUGCUGGCGAGAAAGAAGACGACAGCGCCCUAGGUGAGCAGGAAGAGGAUAUCCCUGACGAGGAGCUGGUUGGGAAGUUGCGCGAGCUGGGCGAGCCGGUGUGUUUGUUUGGCGAGACGCAUCGGGGUCGAUUGCGUCGGUACCGCCGGGUCGUGCAGCGGGCGUCGGCGCCGCAGCAGAAGUUGUCGGAUGGGCCGAUUCCGACGACGUUGGAGUUGGUGCCGGAGGUGGAGAUGAAGAUCUCGACGACCCUGCCGAAGGAUGUUGAGGGGCGUAAGUAUCUGUUCAGGCAGCUGGCGUCGUAUUUCAAUAUGGUGCUGAAGGAGUGGGAAUUGGCGCUGGCGAAGCGGGAUGCAACUGUGAAGCAGAGUCUGCAGGGACGACAGGCCUACAAUGCGAUGGUGCAGUCGAGGGAUAAUUUGAAGCCGCUGUUCCGGAAAUUCGAGAAGGUCGAUCUGGAUGAUGGUGUGCUGGAACACAUUGUGGAAAUCGCCCACAAGGCUCAGCAGCGGCGAUAUGUCGAUGCAAAUGAUGCCUAUUUACGACUAAGUAUUGGAAAAGCUGCAUGGCCCAUCGGUGUAACCAUGGUUGGUAUCCACGAACGUUCAGCUCGAGAGAAACUGCACCAGAGUGAUCAGCAGGCCCACAUUCUGAGCGAUGAGAUUACUCGAAAGUAUCUGCAGAGUAUUAAGCGAUGCUUGAGCUUUGCGCAGACUCGCUGGCCCCCGGAUGAUCAGCUGCAGAUCAUGGGUUAG